Messenger RNA from Corythoichthys intestinalis (scribbled pipefish), 2439 nucleotides. RefSeq names its product forkhead box K2b (gene foxk2b). Bases 195 to 1976 code for a protein of 593 amino acids. Gene Ontology annotation, biological process: regulation of transcription by RNA polymerase II. Gene Ontology annotation, molecular function: protein binding; RNA polymerase II cis-regulatory region sequence-specific DNA binding; DNA-binding transcription factor activity, RNA polymerase II-specific. Lineage: Eukaryota; Metazoa; Chordata; Actinopteri; Syngnathiformes; Syngnathidae. The transcript is spliced from 9 exons. The record is from RefSeq and is a predicted model, not a curated record.
UAGGUAGCGCUGCUCGACGCUAGGCUCUCUCUCUCGGCGGUGGGUCGGAGCCGCUGUCCCCGACCUCGCAUGUUCCCCUCCAAAUUCCGUUUUUAAAUUGGAUGCCCCGUUUGUAGCUCAGUUCGCAUUCGACCGCGUACCCCCACUAGUGUCUACUCAAUUUCCCCCUAAAUUUCCCUGGCCUGGCGUCAAUCAUGUCUGGAGUGAGCAGCUCAUUCGGGCCGGUGGCGCGGCUCGAGGGCCGUGAGUUCGAGUAUCUGAUGAAAAAGCGCUCGGUGACCAUCGGCCGCAAUUCGUCGCAGGGCUCCGUGGACGUCAGCAUGGGUCACUCGAGCUUUAUUUCGCGGCGACACCUGGAGAUUUUCACCGCCAGCGACGACGGGACCGGCGGGGGAGACUUCUACCUCCGCUGCCUGGGGAAGAACGGGGUGUUCGUGGACGGGGUGUUCCUCCGCCGGGGAGCCGCUCCGCUGCAGCUGCCGCCCAUGUGCACGUUCCGGUUUCCCAGCACCAAUAUCAAGAUCACCUUCACGGCUCUGUCCAGCGGCAGGAAGACGAGGCGUGAAGCCCCCGAAUCUCCAGUCAAGCCGGUGCAGCCUCACUUUGCGCCGCUCACCAUUAACAUUCCCGACAACCUCGCCCACCUCAUGAGUCCACUGCCCUCGCCGACUGGAACCAUCAGCGCCGCAAACUCGUGCCCGUCCAGCCCUCGUGGCGCCGGCUCUUCGGGGUACCGCAUGGGGGGCCGCAUGGUGAGCUCUGCUGAGCUGCAACUGAUUAGCGACAACUCUCAGCCCGAGAACGACAAGGAUGCAUCGGGAGAGGACAGUCCCAAGGACGACUCCAAGCCGCCGUACUCGUAUGCUCAGCUGAUCGUUCAGGCUAUUACGCUGGCGCAGGACAAGCAGCUGACACUUAACGGGAUCUACAACCACAUCACCAAGAAUUACCCUUACUACAGAACCGCUGACAAGGGCUGGCAGAACUCCAUCCGCCACAACCUGUCGCUGAACCGCUACUUCAUCAAGGUGGCGCGCUCGCAGGAGGAGCCUGGCAAAGGUUCCUUCUGGAGGAUAGACCCGUCCUCGGAGGGCAAGCUCAUCGAGCAAGCUUUCAGGAAACGGCGUCCCCGUGGCGUCCCCUGCUUUAGGACUCCUCAUGGACCACUCUCCUCCAGGAGCGCCCCAGCCUCCCCAAACCACUCGGGGGUUCUGUCAGCUCACUCCAGCGGUGUGCAAACCCCUGACAGUUUGUCCAGAGAGGGCUCCCCGGUCCCCAUGGAGAUGGACACCUCCUCCAUUGCCCCUGCUGCCACCGCCCCCACCACGGUGGUCCAACCCAAACUGGCCGUGAUCCAAGAAGCUCGCUUUGCACAGAACACACCAGGCUCUCCAGUCGGCAACCAGCCGGUGCUGAUCGCGCUGCAGGGUCAGCUACCUCAAAGCAUGAAGCCGGUCACCUACACCAUGGCGUCUCCGGUCAGUGCCGGCUCUUCUCAGCCGGUUCAAACAGUCCAGACGGUCCAUGUGCUGCAGCAGAUCCCCGCCACCGCCGCUGUCAUCGCACAACCGGCCGCCGUCGUGUGCAAGAGCGAACCGCAGGAGAACGGAGAACGCGCCGACGGCAAAGUGAAAGUUGAGACUGUGCCCACCAUAACAGCUACGGGAGCGGUGGGUCGCAUCAUCCAGACUUCGGCGGCAUCCGGACCUCUGCAGACCGUCACUAUUCUAGGCCAGCACCAGCUGCCCAUCAAGACCAUCACACAGAAUGGAAACCACAGCAUCACCACCGCCAUACAGAGCAGCGGUCCAUCUGUGGCCAGCCCACUUCACCUGCUCGCCGACCACGCCUCCGCCUCGGCGUCAUUGCCCACUGUUAAGCGGCCGAACGGGGAUCAGCAGGUGGGACCACCGGAUGCCAAACGGAUCAAAAUGGAGGAUGAUGAGGCAAGACCAGCGGACAACGGUAACAGCUAAGGUCUUUGAUGGAACCCCACGAAACCACAGAGCGCAACACCCCCACUGCAUUACCCACCUGUCAUUUCUUUAACUUACUCGAGAGUUCCAAAGGGGUGGAAAAUUUCUAAAAAGUCAGUAAUUGUAUUUCAUAUUAAGGUUCAUUUCUUGAAAGUUUUUCAGUCAUUUUCUGAUUUAAAGAAAAAGGCCAAUUUCCAGGAAAUCUUUGUACAUUUCCGGAAUAUUUUUCUGAAAAUUUUUGGAAAAUAUUCCCGGUGCUUUUCUUCCUGUAAAUUUCUGGAAAACAAUUCCGGAAAUUUAAUGAGAAAUUUAAUCAUUUCAUUUAAUUUCUUGUUGGAAAAUUGUCCAUUUCUGAAAAAUUAACCAGGAGAUUUCUGUAAAUUUCUGGAAUGUUUCCGAGAAAUUUCUGUUCCAUUAUACUUCUGGAUGUUAUUUUUGUUUCAUAAAAAGGUCAGUUACUGUA